Molecule: messenger RNA, 2129 nt
Organism: Chara braunii
Lineage: Eukaryota; Viridiplantae; Streptophyta; Charophyceae; Charales; Characeae
Source: the annotation of a GenBank genome assembly
UUCAUUCACCCACGCGUGGUGAAGGAAGCCCGCUUACCCACGACAGGGUCUCCGACUCCCAUCUCCGUUACCCUAGGGGAUGACAAGACCCAGCGCUUCUUCGAUCAGAUAGUCACCGACCUCCCCUUCUUCCUCACUCUCGAGCCGACUGAUCGUUCCCCGGCGUCUCGUCGCCAUCGCUCCUCUGCACAUUUCGAUGUGAUGGAGACGGGGUACGAUAUCAUUUUCGGCACUUCGUGGUCUCGUCGAUUUCGCAGCACCGAGGCCGAUUGGGCGACCAACACUCUCGUUCUCAAAACGAAGUGUGGACAGACGUAUCGCGUACCUUUCAUAGGUACCACGACGAUACCACACCCCGAUCCUCCUCCCCCGGAGCUGUCAGUGCCCACCCCAUCCCCCUCUAUCACUGUCACCUCGCCUCGGCAAUUCGCUCAUUUCAUUCGACAGGACGACGUCACCUUCUUUAUGGUGGACGUGACGGAUCUCUUACACUAUGAUCCACCCUGUCCCGACGCCGAGCUCAUCCCUCUGGAGCCAGAUCCUCCCUCUAUCUCCAUGGCUCCCAUCUCUACUUCCAUCCCUCCACCGUCCGUCGAGUCCACCCCGCCGUCGGGCGCUGACGCUGACGCUAAGGAACUUGCACGAUAUACGGCUGACCUGGAGCCCGCAGUUCGUGACCACAUCCGAGAGUACCACGACGUUUUUCCAUCGCCGUUCUCGUACGCCGGCAUCCUACCGAUGCAUGACGUCGAGCACUCCAUUCAGCUUGUGCCUGACUAUCGUGUUCACCACCAGGCACCCUACAGACUCUCGAUUCCCGAGGCCACCGAACUCAAGUGUCAGCUUGAGGAGCUCCUGAGACUGGGUUUCAUUAAACCCAACAACUCCCCGUGGGGUGCACCCGUCCUCUUUGCUCGCAAAGCGGAUGGAACUCUCCGUCUCUGCAUCGACUAUCGCGGCCUCAACCGCUACACAGUUAAGAACAGCUACCCCAUGCCUCGUUCCGAUGAGUUGUUCGACCGCCUAGCAGGCAACCACUUCUUUACGAAGAUUGAUCUUCAUAGAGGUUACCAUCAGAUCCGCGUCGCUGCAGCCGACCAACCGAAGACAGCGUUACGAUCGCGCUUCGGCCACUACGAGUUUACGGUGAUGCCAUUCGGCCUCACCAAUGCACCCGCCACCUUCCAGAGGGCGAUGAACGACAUCUUCAGGGACAUCCUGGAGCAGUACGUUCUCGUCUACCUCGACGAUAUCCUGGUCUACAGUCGUACCCUUGAGGAGCACCUCAGACACCUCCGCGACGUCCUUGACCGCUUGCGCAGACAUGGCUUUUACGCCAAGCUUAGCAAGUGCCGCUUUGCCCAGCACAAAGUGGAUUUCUUAGGACACUACGUGUCUGACCAAGGUCUCCACAUGCACGACGCGAAGAUCACUGCUAUUGCAGAGUGGUCCGCCCCCACAUCCGCCAAGCAGCUUCGCAACUUCCUAGGCUUGACCAGCUACUUUAGUAACUUCAUCCGGGGAUACGCUAGGUAUUCCUACGUCCUUACCUCCACCCUCCUCCGGAAGAACCUACCCUGGGCUUGGACACCCCUCCACGAGGACGCCUUCCGCGCCCUCAAGAAGGCGGUGACAUGUGCACCGGUUCUUCACCUACCCGAUUUUGACCGCCCUUUUAUCCUUACCACCGAUGCGUCAGACUUUGUUGUAGGAGCAGUGCUUUCUCAGGUCUUCCCCUCCUCUCCUGAUUCCUCUCAUCGGGUCACAGAUGCUCUAUCCCGGUGCCCUGACCACGACCAGGAGCACAUCCAGCUCUCUUCCAUCUCGGUCACCACCGUCCACCACUCGGUGAUCGACGAGUUUCGCACUCAGUACCGCCACUGCCCCGACUAUCACGACAUCCACGCGACCCUUCGGAGUGGCAAGACCGUCUCGAACUACUCUCUUGAGGACAACGGUUUGUGUACUUGCACGGUUCACAGGGCACCAGAGAGCCCCGUAUUUGCGUUCCCUCCACUGGACAGCUACGUGUCCGAGCAGUAGCAGAGUUCCAUGACCAGGCAGCGACCGGUCAUAUGGGUUUCCACAAGACGUUGGCUCGUGUGAGCCGCAUAUACGUCUGGCCGAAG